AAGAAAAGAAGCGGUAGCCGUGAGGGCUAGGUCAAGCCACGUCAGCACAAUCCACACGUGGCAGAAUAUUAUUGGAAACUGUGAGGUGCCUUCCUUGAAUAAGUCGGUCAACCAAUUCUUUAAAUAGGGUCUCUUCCUCUCAUCAUUUUCUCAUCCUUCAGUUUUCUUCAACAUUAAUCAAUCGAUUUUCUCUCUCAUCUUCUCCCAAUAUCUCCGUCAAGAUGCAAAUCUUCGUGAAAACCCUCACCGGCAAGACCAUCACUCUCGAGGUCGAGAGUUCCGACACAAUCGACAACGUCAAAGCUAAGAUCCAAGAUAAGGAGGGUAUUCCCCCAGACCAGCAGAGGCUGAUCUUCGCCGGGAAACAGCUCGAGGACGGCCGUACCCUAGCCGACUACAACAUCCAGAAAGAGUCAACACUUCACCUUGUCCUCCGUCUCAGGGGAGGCAUGCAGAUCUUCGUGAAAACCCUUACAGGGAAGACAAUUACCCUUGAGGUCGAAAGCUCAGACACCAUUGACAACGUCAAGGCAAAAAUUCAAGAUAAGGAGGGCAUUCCCCCAGACCAGCAAAGACUUAUCUUCGCCGGAAAGCAACUUGAAGAUGGCCGAACCCUUGCCGACUACAACAUCCAGAAGGAAUCAACUCUCCACCUUGUGCUUCGUCUUAGGGGUGGUAUGCAGAUCUUUGUGAAGACUCUAACAGGGAAGACCAUCACCCUCGAGGUUGAAAGCUCCGACACCAUUGACAACGUCAAGGCCAAGAUCCAAGAUAAGGAAGGUAUUCCCCCAGACCAGCAGAGGUUGAUCUUUGCCGGAAAGCAGCUUGAAGAUGGCCGAACCCUAGCCGACUACAACAUCCAGAAGGAGUCCACCCUUCAUUUGGUCCUUCGUCUUCGUGGUGGUAUGCAGAUUUUUGUUAAGACUCUUACAGGAAAGACCAUCACCUUGGAGGUGGAGAGCUCCGACACUAUUGACAACGUAAAGGCCAAAAUCCAAGAUAAGGAAGGAAUCCCCCCAGACCAGCAGAGGUUGAUCUUUGCCGGAAAGCAGCUUGAAGAUGGCCGUACUUUGGCUGACUACAACAUCCAGAAGGAAUCCACCCUUCAUCUGGUGCUCCGUUUGAGGGGAGGGAUGCAGAUUUUCGUCAAAACCUUGACUGGCAAGACUAUUACCUUGGAGGUUGAGAGUUCAGACACCAUUGACAAUGUCAAGGCCAAGAUUCAAGACAAGGAAGGCAUCCCCCCAGACCAGCAGAGGUUGAUUUUUGCAGGCAAGCAGCUUGAAGAUGGCCGUACUUUGGCUGACUACAACAUCCAGAAGGAGUCUACCCUCCAUCUGGUUCUCCGUCUUCGUGGUGGUAUGCAGAUUUUCGUCAAGACCUUGACUGGCAAGACUAUUACCUUGGAGGUUGAGAGUUCAGACACCAUUGACAAUGUCAAGGCCAAGAUCCAGGACAAGGAAGGCAUCCCCCCAGACCAGCAGAGGCUGAUCUUUGCAGGAAAGCAGCUUGAAGAUGGGAGGACUCUUGCGGAUUACAAUAUCCAAAAGGAGUCUACCCUUCAUUUGGUGCUUCGUUUGAGGGGAGGAAUGCAGAUUUUUGUGAAGACCUUGACUGGUAAGACCAUCACCCUGGAGGUUGAGAGCUCGGACACGAUUGAUAAUGUGAAGGCGAAGAUCCAGGACAAGGAGGGUAUCCCCCCAGACCAGCAGAGGUUGAUCUUUGCUGGGAAACAACUUGAGGAUGGUCGCACCUUGGCUGAUUACAACAUUCAGAAGGAGUCCACCCUUCACCUUGUCCUCCGUCUUCGUGGUGGUAUCUAAGUUCAUGGUGUUGUUUUCUGUCUCUGAUGUUGGCUUUGAAGGAUUUAUUUGUGGUUUCUUUUAUGUUUUGUGAAUCUAGUAGUAUCCCUUGAACAAUGAAAACUUUAGUUUGGUUGGAAUUAAUUGUUGGUUCCAGCCUAUUGUGGGUUCUUUGAAUGAUUAGAACUUCAAGUUCUGUGAAUAAGAUGUUUCGUUUGUGACUA
Messenger RNA from Spinacia oleracea (spinach), 2026 nucleotides. Its product is annotated as polyubiquitin. Gene Ontology annotation, molecular function: protein binding. The transcript has 2 exons. The record is from RefSeq and is a predicted model, not a curated record. NCBI's taxonomy places the organism in Eukaryota, Viridiplantae, Streptophyta, Magnoliopsida, Caryophyllales, Amaranthaceae. Bases 222 to 1823 code for a protein of 533 amino acids.